UUCGAUUCUUACCGAGAGUGCACGCACGAUCGAUAUAGAUCGCUCAACGUAUUCGUUUUCGAAUCAUUCGUUUAAAAAACGGGGUAGUUUGUAACAGUGGCGCAUUGUAGGGUUGGGACUUAUAAGAUAGUGUGAGACUCAGUGGCUUGUUUCAGUGGUUGUUCAUUAAUUCUGUGAGGACGUCCCUAGUUAGAGUAUUUUAAACAAUGGCGGACUUUACAUUCGCCAACGCGACCCAGGAGAAUGUGUUCUCAGACAUGGUCAGCGAUCACUUAAAGGGCAUCGGCAGAAUGUUCUACAUCCAUUCCCCUAAAGAUACUAUGUUCGAACGCAAGGAGGAUGUACCUAACUUUUUUAGACAAUCAUGGCCCUACUUCUUCUUGUUCAUGAUCCUGGAACACAUAGUCCUCAGGCUAGAGGGCAAACCAGGAAUUAGGCUCAACGAUGGCAUCACUAGCAUAUCUCAUGGAAUUCUCCAGGAGUGUGGAAGGUUAGUUUGGCGUGGUGCGGAGUCGUUUUUGUAUACCUGGAUCUAUGCGAACUUUAGACUUGUGGAGCUGCCUUGGGACAGUACUGUGACGUGGUAUGCUGCAGCGCUAGGAGUAGAUUUCUGUUACUACUGGAUGCACAGAGCUUGUCAUGAGGUCCACAUACUAUGGGCGCAGCAUCAGGUUCACCAUACAUCUGAAGACUUCAACAUGGGUGUCGGAAUACGACAGUCUAUGCUCCAAGGAUGGUGUGGAUUUGCUUUCUACCUACCACUGGCACUGGUCAUCCCUCCAGCUCAAUUCGUGAUGCACCACCAGUUCAGUUACUUGUACAUGUUCUGGAUCCACACUGAGGCUAUCAAGAGCUUGGGACCUCUCGAGUACAUCCUCAACACUCCUAGCCACCACAGAGUGCAUCAUGGCAGCAACAAAUACUGUUUGGACGUGAACUACGGAGGAGUUCUCAUCAUCUGGGACCGUAUCUUUGGUACCUUCAGACCUGAGACUGACAAGGUUGAGAUCGUUUAUGGUCUCAUCUACAACCAGCCUUCUUUCAACCCCCUGUACUUACAGGCUUUCUACAAUGGCUACGUAGUCAAAAAGUUCCGUUCCAUGGACACCUGGGAGAACAAAAUCAAGGCUGUUGUUUGGGGACCUAGCUGGGAGCCUGGCACUGCUCGUCUGGGAGAUGAGGACAUGAAAGUAGAUGUUGAAAACAGAGAUAAAUACGACGUCAACCUCCCGGCCUGGUGCAACCUGUAUCUGAUAGCUCACUAUGCCCUCGUGCUGUACGGAUUCUUCGAACUCGCUUCCAAAUAUAUGGGUAUGACGCCAGUCUCUGUUCUGAUUUGCGUCAUGUACGUCAUUGCUUCCCUCACCAUCAUUGGAAUGUUGUUCGAUAACUCCAAGCAUGCUCCUCUCUUGGAGGUCAUCCGAUGCUCAGCUCUGGCCUUCCUCAUCAGAAGUGUGACGGUCGCCAGUCCAGCGUUGGCUACUGCCCUACAAACUUUCUACGUAGCCUCAGCUAUGUUCUGGUGCUUGAACAUUCUGAAGUUCUUAGAAAUCAAGAAGACAAAGAAGGUUGAGUAAAGUCUGAUAUUCACGACUGAUUUCUGCGGUUUGAAUGUGAGAAUGACUAUAGCGAUACAGAUGGUGGAUGGUUGGAAACGGGAACUGAUUUUGAAGGCCAAGACUUAAAAGAUCAUACUCCUACUUAUUGCUUAUUAGACUUCCCUUAGCUGGAAUUGGGAACAAUCUAGAAUCUAUUAUAAACUUAAUGAGAAUGAUCUUAU
Spodoptera exigua (beet armyworm) is the source of this 1780-nucleotide messenger RNA. NCBI's taxonomy places the organism in Eukaryota, Metazoa, Arthropoda, Insecta, Lepidoptera, Noctuidae. The record is from the annotation of a GenBank genome assembly.